AUGAAGUCUUUCUCCCCCGUUGCUCUGGCCCUUCUGGCCGCUAUCGGUAUGGUCUCGGCCGCCGAUGUCUCUGCCUCGGAAUGCGCUACCAUGUGUGUGAACAACAUGAACGACAAGGCUUCCGAGCUGAACUGCAAGGCCGGUGACAUGGCCUGCCUGUGCAAGAGCGAAGACUACUCCUUUGGUAUCCGUGAUUGCACCAAGGAGGCCUGCCCCAGUGACGACGCCGAGAAGGUGUUGAAGAUGGCUCUGGAGAAGUGCCCUAGCGGCUCUGGUUCUGGCUCUGGCUCUGGCUCUGGCUCUGGCUCUGGUUCGAGCACUAGCACCGGCUCUGGCUCUGGCUCUGGCUCCGACUCUUCCAAGACUGGCAGCGAGAGUGACAGCACUGGCACUGCCACCGGCACUGGCUCAGGAUCCGGCUCUGGAAUGACCACCGCUACUGCCACUGGCAGUGACAGCACUGCUACCGGCACCAGCACCGACAGCAUGACUGGCUCCAACGGCAGCGGCAGUGGCAGCGGUAGCUCUACUGCCACCGCUACUGGCUCUGAUGCCACUGGCACCAACUCCACUAUGAUGACCAUGACCACCACCGGCUCUGGCUCCAGCUCGACCGAGACUGGCUCUGGCUCUGGCAGCGGCUCCAGCAGCGAGUCUGGCUCUGGUUCCGGCUCCAGCUCCAGCUCUGGCAGUGCUCCCUCUACCAGCACUGGUGCUGCUCACCCCAUGGCCACCGUCGGCACUGGGGCUGUCGGCGCUAUGGGUCUGGCUGCCCUGCUGGUC
Penicillium cosmopolitanum is the source of this 783-nucleotide messenger RNA. RefSeq names its product CFEM domain-containing protein. The transcript has 4 exons. The record is from RefSeq and is a predicted model, not a curated record. The annotation marks the transcript as partial. Lineage: Eukaryota; Fungi; Ascomycota; Eurotiomycetes; Eurotiales; Aspergillaceae.